Messenger RNA from Lachancea dasiensis, 936 nucleotides. The record is from the annotation of a GenBank genome assembly. NCBI's taxonomy places the organism in Eukaryota, Fungi, Ascomycota, Saccharomycetes, Saccharomycetales, Saccharomycetaceae.
AUGUUCAAGCGUACCUUCAGCACUAGUCUCAAGGUGCUGCAACUUGCGCCCAAGCCGCCUGCGGCUUCCCAUGCCGAGUUUCUGGCCAAGUACUACCCACGAGAACUCAUCAAACCCAUCCAACUGGCCGAGUCCGUGAUCCCGGCCGACACCAAAUUCCAGGUCUCCGACAAUGUCGAAUUCGCACCUUCGUAUCUCGAGGAUUUCUCCAAGCUAGACGCCUACUGGGAUUACAAGCCAGGCACGGCACAUGUGCACUCUUUCGGCGCCUCUACACAACACACAUUCGACAAUGUGAGCCAGCCCCUGCCCAACGGCCGAGAAAUUGCGCCAGGGGCCUCGCUCCCCCGAACCGAAAACUCUAGGGCCUCUGCGGCUGCAGACAUCGCUAGAGGUCUACAAAGACAAACCGGGAUCGACCCUGAGUAUGUCACUCGCAAGCUCACCAUGCGCCCGCUGGUGAUGAAGAGGGUAUCGAACCAAACGGGCAAGGGUAAGAUCCCCAGCUUUUACGCUUUGGUGGUCGUUGGUGACAAAAACGGUAUGGUCGGUUUAGGUGAAGGAAAGUCCAGGGACGAAAUGUCGAAAGCAGUCUCCAAAGCACAUUGGGAUGCCGUGCGUAAUCUCAAAGAGAUCCCACGCUACGAGAAAAGAACCAUUUAUGGUGAUAUCGAUCACCGCUACCACGGUGUCAAGCUCUUUCUAAGAUCCGUCAAGCCUGGUUUUGGUCUGAGAGUGAACCACAUCAUCUUCGAAAUAUGUGAAUGUGCUGGUAUCAAAGACUUGAGUGGCAAAGUUUACAAAAGUAGAAAUGAAAUGAACAUAGCCAAGGGAACCAUCGAGGCCCUCACUCAGUCUCAGAAAACCUUGGACGAAAUAGCACUGGGGAGAGGCAAGAAAGUGGUUGACGUUAGGAAGGUUUACUAUUCCAGUUGA